GCUUAAUAUAAUAAAAUUGAUGGGUCAAAGAUUACUAGUUGUUAAUAAUUAGUUAAUGAUAAUCCGAGAAUGCAAAGUCGGAACCUUCUACUCUACAAGACUUCCUACCUUUGCCGACUAAGCCAAAAUUAAAUAAAACCGAAAACAAGUACACCACGCGGAGCAAGUAACAAACAUACAAUCGGAAAGAGGAAAAAUCAAAUCAGAGUGAAAAUAAUGGCGCUACAAUGGAUGAUCCUGGCGUACGUCGUGGCGGCGGAGGCCGCCGUCGCAGUUACACUGACACUGCCAUCCCCGACAGCUGUAAAAUCUCGCAUCGUGUCGCUCGUCUCGCUUGUUCUCCAGCCCUCGCUGUUCAUCGUGCCAUUCUCCGCCUUCCAGCUUCUAGACAUUUAUUGGAAGAAUGAACAUAGGCUGAUGUGUAGUGGGGAGACCUGCACUGCUGCUGAGAGGGAUCGAUAUGAGAAAUCGAUCUACAAGGCUCAGAGGAAUGUGAUCUUAUGCGUUGGUGCUUGCCUUCUUUACUGGUGUAUUUACCGCAUAUGCAAGUAUCACAGGGAGAUUCAAAGCAUGGAGGAAACUGAGAAGAGGUACAAAGAAGAAUAGAGUAAUGGCAGUUAAAACAUUUGUUUACGAAGGUUUGUGUUUGUGUUGAAACUAUUAUUGGAACAUGUUUAGGAUGUUUAGUUUUUAUCGGGUCUGUGGAUUAAUGAAAGUGAGCACAUUUUAUGUCUGACAACUAUUACUAAUGAUCAUGUAUGUGUGGUUUUGAGUGUCUUUUGGAUACAUGCGGAAGAUAUAAAAAGGUACUGUUAGAAUCUAUAUCUAUAUUUAUAUCUAUAUGAUGAACUAAUUCA
Messenger RNA from Striga asiatica, 857 nucleotides. The record is from the annotation of a GenBank genome assembly. NCBI's taxonomy places the organism in Eukaryota, Viridiplantae, Streptophyta, Magnoliopsida, Lamiales, Orobanchaceae.